Molecule: messenger RNA, 1288 nt
Organism: Larimichthys crocea (large yellow croaker)
Lineage: Eukaryota; Metazoa; Chordata; Actinopteri; Sciaenidae
Product: C-type lectin domain family 4 member G-like
Exons: 6
Coding region: 27-995 (322 amino acids)
Source: RefSeq, a predicted model, not a curated record
CGAUAGGUGCUAUUUGCACCAGUAUAAUGGACAGCUCGCAGUCGCAGUCAGAUCCUGAGGAGGAAAUGUCAUUUGAAAAGAAAAUUUCUCAAGAUUUCAGCACAGAUGGGUUUUCAGGCUCUCGCCAUCAAACAUUUGGACGAGAUCUGUUUACAGAGAGAGGUGGAUUUCCACACCACCGACUGGUUAUACUGAGUCUGGGCCUGUUGAAUGCAGUUCUGCUGAUAGCUGCUAUUGUCGUCGGGAUUUACUGUGCCAAAGCCAAACAUGAUUACCUUCUGGCUCCUGACUCAGCUUCUGCACCGCUCAUCAUUGAGAUGAACUAUCUUCGCAACUACAGCAAUGUCAUCAAAGCUAAAGUGGAUGCACAGACAGAGUUACACAAACGACGUGCCAACCAUGUGACACUAAAGAUGCAGGUGAAGGAGCAGAAGAUCAUCACUGACAGACUUCAAGGACAGAUUGAGACACUACAUAAAGAGAAGGCAAAUCUGGAGUCUAACAAAACACUCUUAGAGGAAAACUGUGGCAGAUGCCGACCAGGAUGGCUUUUUCGUAAAUCAUCCUGCUAUUAUUUUUCUUCUCUUCAUGCGUCCAACUCUAAAAAGAACUGGAUGGGCAGCAGAGCACACUGCAAGAACGAAGGGGGCGACCUGCUUGUGAUCAAUAACUUGGAAGAACAGUUACUUAUAAGUAACAACCUUCCAAAGAUGAGCAGCAAUGGUGUGUGGUGGCAGAACGGAUUUUGGAUAGGCCUCACUGAUGUAGUGACGGAGGGGACGUGGGUCUGGAUUAACAAUGUGACUGAGGUGCAAACAAUGUACUGGAAAGAUGGAUACCCUAAGAACGAAGGACGUCAGUCUGCACGCUGUGCUGCGUUGCUUUACUAUGCGGACGGCAGGAGGACAUGGUAUAACGGACACUGCCAAAACCAUUACUAUAACUGGAUUUGUGAGAUGGAGCCAUACUUAACCCCUCAAAUCACAUUAACUUGACACUGUAUGUAUGUGGUCAUUUGUCUGGUACACUAACUACAUACAUAAAAUACUAACAGACAUCUGUGUGCAGUGCUAGUGGAACAAUACAAGCAAAGAAACACAGCUCACUACACACAUCUGUUCAUUGUACCGUUUAAUGAAUUUGUUGAUACAUCUGAUAAAGUCUAUAAGAAAUGUGAUGAAGCACAAUAUGUCCUGAUGUAUAUGGAAGAAAAUGUCUGCUGUCCAUGUAAUGAUUUGUAUGAAAUCAUGCUUGACUAAAUAAAAUAAAACAUAACACCUAAAAAAAA